AUGACUGUUUCUUAUGGUCCUCACCCUUUGAAACCCUUAAAUACAAAUACGAGACAUGGGUUCGAUGAACAAUAUAAUAGUGAACAGUUUUUAGAAACUCUAGCACAAAACUUUAUCUUUUAUUUUGAUGAUAAAAGGCACAGAAGAAAUGGUAAUCCUACUCCAGAGAAUGAAAUACUUGAAGAUGAAGAUAGUUAUUUCCAACCUAUUACAGAUUGGAAAAUUAUGAAGGAUAGACAGAAAACUGUGAGUGCUGCUCUUUUACUAUGUCUUAACUUGGGUGUUGAUCCACCAGAUGUUAUAAAGACUAAUCCAUGUGCAAGAAUCGAAGCCGGUGUUGAUGCAUUGACUUUUCAAGACUCUAAGAAAGCUAUUGAACAAAUAGGUAAGAACUUACAAUCUCAAUAUGAGACAUUGUCUUUAAGAACUAGGUUCAAACAAAGUUUAGAUCCUUGUGUGGAAGAUGUGAAAAGAUUUUGUAACUCGCUCAGACGAACUUCAAAGGAUGAUAGAAUAUUGUUUCAUUACAAUGGCCAUGGUGUUCCUAAACCUACUCCUUCAGGUGAAAUUUGGGUUUUCAAUAGAGGGUACACACAAUAUAUUCCAGUUUCUUUGUAUGAUUUGCAAACUUGGUUAGGUGCUCCAUGUAUAUUUGUUUAUGAUUGUAACAGUGCAGGUAACAUAGUUACAAAUUUCCAAAAUUUUGUACAAAAAAGAAUAAAAGAUGAUGAAAGUGGGAAACAUGAUGUUGCAGCUCCAUCUCCAACGUCAGCAUAUAAAGAAUGCUUCCAACUAGCAUCUUGUAGAGCCGAUGAGUUGCUAUUAAUGGCACCCGAAUUACCUGCUGAUUUAUUCACAUGUUGUCUAACUAACCCGAUUGAUAUUAGUGUUAAAGUAUUCUUAAUGCAAUCGCAUUUAAAAAAUUCAAAGUACAAAGUGUUUUUCGAAUCUUCUAACGAAUUCAGCUCUGAUGAAAAAGAAUUUCCAGAAUUAAAAACACCAAAUAUUAAGGUCCCAGGGAUGUUAUCUGAUAGAAGGACUCCUUUGGGAGAAUUAAAUUGGAUUUUUACAGCAAUUACUGACACGAUAGCAUGGACAUCUUUACCAAGGCCUCUUUUUAAAAAGCUUUUUAGACAUGACCUAAUGGUCGCUGCAUUAUUCAGAAACUUUUUAUUAGCAAAAAGAAUUAUGCCUUGGUAUAAUUGCCAUCCUGUAUCUGAUCCCUCAUUGCCGGAAAGUAUAGCCGAACAUCCAAUGUGGAAAUCUUGGGAUCUGGCUCUAGAUGAAGUCUUAAGCAAAUUGGUUGACAGCUUGGAAAAUAACCCUCAAGCCCGUACAACAGAUGCAACUACGCUAUUUAGACAGCAAGAUACUGCCCAAAAUCAGCAACCCAAGCAACAACAGCAACAACUUAAACAACAACAGGAGGUAAAACCUGGAAGCAUUCAGAAUCAUUCAAGAUUUGCAGUUGGAAAUCUAAGUACAAUGUCAUUAGCAACACAUCCUGCAUUAAACAAUCAAAAAAGAUCAAGCACAGUAAAUUUUCAAAAUGGAGUGCAGCCAGUUCAGAAACAAUUCACUGGAUUUUUUGAACAAAACCUAACUGCAUUUGAGCUCUGGUUAAAAUAUGCAUCAAAUACAAGAAAUCCUCCAGAGCAAUUGCCAAUUGUUCUUCAAGUCUUAUUAUCACAGGUACAUCGUAUUAGAGCAUUAGUACUUUUAUCUAGAUUUUUGGAUUUGGGUCCAUGGGCAGUCUAUUUGUCACUUUCAAUUGGUAUAUUUCCGUAUGUAUUGAAACUAUUACAAAGUCCUGCUCCUGAACUGAAACCAAUUUUAGUGUUUAUUUGGGCAAGAAUUAUGGCGAUCGACUAUAAAAGUAUCCAAGCAGAUUUGUUAAAAGAAAGAGGAUAUGUUUACUUUGUGUCAAUACUUGUUCCAGAUUGGAAUUCUCCUCAACUCCCAACAAGCAGUUCUUCUCUGAAUAAUGGAUCCCCACUUACUAUGACGGCUAAACCAUCAGUUAGUAUCUUAAGGAACCAGUCAUCCCAACAAUUAGGAAAUAACAGUAUAGACACUAUAACUAAUCAUUAUUCCAACGAAACGACAGAUGAUCAAAAAGCGAUGGCUGUAUUCAUUUUAUCUGCUUUCAUCAGAGAUUUUCCUCAUGGUCAAAAACAAUGCUUCAACAUGGAUUUGGUAAAAAGAUUGUGUUAUUACAUUGAUAAUUCAGGAGUACCACUUUUAAGACAAUGGUCGAUUAUUCUUCUAGGUCAAUUUUUUGAAAAACACCCUUUGCACAGGUACAUAUGCAUGGAAUUAGGUGUCCUUGACUCGAUAUUGAAGUCUUUAAAUGAUCCAGUCCCUGAGAUAAGAGCUGCAAGUUUACUGUCAUUAUCGUCCUAUAUUUCAGAUCCAGACGAAUCUGAAAUUCUUUUAAGGCUACAGCAAGAACUAGAACAACAAUAUCAACAAUUACAUACUCAAUUGCAACAAAUACAAAAUGCUACUCAUCAACAAUAUCAACAAAUUGAGCAACAACAAAUGAAAAUUGAACGUCAGCUACAGCAUUGUCAAGAAAUUCAAUCUAAGCUUCAAAAUGUUGAUUUUGAGAAGCUUAAGGAGCAAAGUAUAUCUAAUUUGAUAUCAAUUUUACCAUUAAUCAAUGAUGGAUCACCUCUUGUAAGGAAGGAGAUUAUUAUUUAUUUUUCAAAAGUUGUUAAUAGGUAUAUCAACUUUUUUAUCGUAGUUGCAUUUGAUCUUUUGAAUGAAGAAAUAACACAGCUAGAAGGUAUUGGUAAAAAUAAAGAUCUCAAUGAGAAGUCAACUUUCAGUCAAGGAUCUAUUUUCAGUUCUAUUUGGAAAGGUUUGUUAAUAUUAGCAAGUGAUCCAUUCCCAGAGAAUAGUGUAUUGGCAGGAAAAAUUAUUGAUUAUAUUCUAAUAGAAAUUAGCUUUCAUAAAGAUUUAGGGCCUCCAUUUCUCAAAAUGGAAGAAUAUUUAAUAAAGAGAAGCUCGAAUUUGAACCAAAAUGGCUCUAAGGGAUUUGAUGCCUCACAAGUACAAGUAAUAGGAAGGAAUAAUAACCAAGCAUCAAAUAACAAUUCUGAAGAAAUACUGAGCGAUGAAAGCAGUCACCAUGAUGAAUUACAAGGACAGUUCUUUUUGACAAAGUUUUUUAGUACUCUUGGAUUUAAGGAUCAUGAUGAUAAAGGAUAUAGUUCAUCAACUACACAUACUCAAACCCCAAAAUCAGAUUCCAGUGGGAACCGUUCUUCUAACGGUUCGGGGUUGAAAUCAAAUGGUGGUGGAGUUAAAAAAGAAACAGAACAAAUUAUACUUCCACUUCAAAGUUCACUCCUAACUUAUUGUUACGAAUAUUUUCAGGAACCUCAGAUGAGAAAACAAGAAACGGAUGAACCAGGGAGUGUAAAUUAUAAUAUUCGAAUUUGGAGAAGGAAUAGGAAUGAAAAGAUUAUUGAAGAGACUCAGGCUGAAAAGACUUUGUCUCUGUAUGGAGACUGGUCUAAUAGGUUAAUAACAUUUGAUAAUAAAUCCCAACCGAAAAUUAUGGAAUUUACACAGUUUGAUGAUUAUUUGGUUGUAGCAGAUGAAAGAGAUUAUAUUACUGUAUAUGAUUGGGAAAAAGAUUCGGUAAUAUCUAGAUUUUCUAAUGGUAAUCCUUUUGGUACUAAAGUUACUAGUUUGAAAUUCAUCAACGAAGACGAUUCAUCUCUUUUGAUGACUGGUUCCUCUGAUGGUAUAGUUAAUAUUUACAAAGGAUUUGAUGACAUUGAAUCUAAUCAAGUAGUUACUGCUUGGAGAGGUUUGACAGAUAUGUUGCUUACUCCAAGAUCUAGUGGAUUAUUAAUAGACUGGCAGCAAAUUCGUGGGUCACUGCUCGCUACUGGUGACGUUAAAGUAAUUAGGAUAUGGGAUGCUCAUUCUGAAACCGUAGAGAUCGAUAUUCCAGCUAAGACAUCUUCUUUAGUCACUUCUAUUACUUCGGAUCAAUUAGCAGGGGAUAUUUUUGUAUGUGGUUUUGCAGAUGGUACAUUAAGGGCAUACGAUCGUAGAUUGGAUCCAAGAGAUGCGAUGGUACGUUUGUGGAGGACUUCUUCUAAUAGAAAUUCUCGUUCCGCUAUCACAAAUGUUCAUUUACAAAGAGGCGGUUACAGAGAAUUAGCUAGUGGUACUGCUAAUGGUAUGGUUGAACUGUGGGAUAUAAGAUCCCAAGAUAGUGUAUCGUCUUUCAAUGUGGGAGGUUCAAAUAUGGAACAGAGUGGAACUCAAAAGAUGACUACAAUGACAUGUAUGCAAUUGCAUGAACAUGUACCUGUAAUUGCUACAGGUACGAAACAGAUCAACCUUUGGACAACUUCUGGUGAUUUGCUUUCUAGUUUUAAUAACGUACACCAUAAUGGUGGUGUUGCUGGAACUCUUGCAGUCUCUGGUAUAAGAUCGACACUAACUUCAAAUUUAUCCUCUUCAACUUCCUUUUUAUCGUCAUUAGCAUUGCAUCCUCAUAGAAUGAUGUUGUCAGCUUCCAAUUCUCAUGAUACAAAAAUCAGUAUAUAUACAUGUCAUAAAAAGAAGUUUGAAUAA
This is a messenger RNA of Vanderwaltozyma polyspora DSM 70294, 4599 nucleotides long. RefSeq names its product ubiquitin-binding TORC1 subunit KOG1 (gene KOG1). The transcript has a single exon. The record is from RefSeq and is a predicted model, not a curated record. Bases 1 to 4599 code for a protein of 1532 amino acids. Gene Ontology annotation, cellular component: cytoplasm; TORC1 complex. Gene Ontology annotation, molecular function: protein-macromolecule adaptor activity; protein binding. Gene Ontology annotation, biological process: cellular response to amino acid stimulus; regulation of autophagy; cellular response to starvation. NCBI's taxonomy places the organism in Eukaryota, Fungi, Ascomycota, Saccharomycetes, Saccharomycetales, Saccharomycetaceae.